GUCGAGAGGCGGGACUCUCGGUAAAGCCAGUCGCUGGAGGUGCCCGGCGCAGCCACAGCCAAUGGCUUUGGGGCGGGGUGUCCAGACGCUCCCACAACUCGGCUAUGGGACGAUGGCGACGAGCCGGCAGCUCGCGCUGCAGAAGCUGCGCCAACUAGGCUGGGUGCGGGGCUCGGGCCCGGCCGUGCUGAGGCGCCUGCAGGAUGCGGCCGUGGUGCGGCCCGGCUUCCUGAGCGCGGCUGAGGAGGCGACGCUGAGGAGCGAGCUGGAGCCCGAGCUACGCCGCCGCCGCUACGAGUACGACCACUGGGACGCGGUGAGGCGCCGGGGACCGGGCCGCGUCGGCGCAGAGCCUGCGCAUUGCAAAACCAGAGGGGCUAUCCAUGGCUUCCGUGAGACCGAGAAGUCGCGCUGGUCGGAGGCGAGUCGGGCCAUUUUGCAGCGUGUGAAGGAGGCCGCCUUUGGCCCUGGCCAGACUUUACUCUCCCGCGUGCACGUCCUGGACCUGGAACCCCGUGGCUACAUCAAGCCCCACGUGGACAGUGUCAAGUUCUGCGGAGGCACCAUCGCCGGCCUGUCCCUCCUGUCUCCCAGCGUCAUGCGGCUGGUGGACACCCAGGAGCCCUCAGAGUGGCUGGAGCUCCUGCUGGAUCCUGGCUCCCUGUACAUCCUGAGGGGCCCAGCCCGGUACGAGUUCUCCCAUGAGAUCCUCCGGGAUGAAGAGUCCUACUUUGGGGAGCAGCGGGUUCCCCGGGGCCGACGCAUCUCUGUGAUCUGCCGCGCCCUCCCUGAUUCAGGAGAGCUGGGGGACCCCGGACAGGAGCCUGCAGCCUGCUGAUGGCAGGCCCCUUCCCCAGCUGCUUGCUGCCCUGCGUGGGCGAAUAAAUGAGAGGAGGGAGGA
Molecule: messenger RNA, 901 nt
Organism: Tupaia belangeri chinensis (Chinese tree shrew)
Lineage: Eukaryota; Metazoa; Chordata; Mammalia; Scandentia; Tupaiidae
Gene: ALKBH7
Product: alkB homolog 7, RNA demethylase
Exons: 4
Coding region: 62-838 (258 amino acids)
Biological process (GO): DNA damage response; fatty acid metabolic process
Cellular component (GO): mitochondrial matrix
Source: RefSeq, a predicted model, not a curated record